Molecule: messenger RNA, 2898 nt
Organism: Lingula anatina
Lineage: Eukaryota; Metazoa; Brachiopoda; Lingulata; Lingulida; Lingulidae
Product: CWF19-like protein 2
Biological process (GO): mRNA splicing, via spliceosome
Cellular component (GO): post-mRNA release spliceosomal complex
Source: RefSeq, a predicted model, not a curated record
AAAUGGCUGCGCCCAUAGCAUUCGAAUCGUCGUGGAAGAAAAAGGCAGAGAGGGAAAAUAUAAGACAAGCGAGAGAAAAAAUACUAGAAAAGGCAAAAGACCAAUAUGAGAGAGAACAGCUAAAAAAGGAACAGGCCAAGCUUCGUGGUGAGGACACCUGGAUGCUUCCAGCAUUGAGUGAUAGAAUAGAUCAGGAACAGAAGGAUUUAGAGAAAGCAAAGUCAAAGAAGACAAAGAAAGAAAAAAAGAAGAAACACAGAAAAGAAAAGAAAAAGAAGAAAAAGAAAAAAGAAGCCAGUGAUUCAGACAGUGAUUCGGAUUCUGAUGAUGAACCAAAAUGGAUUGAAAAAACUGCAGCAAGCUCACAGCUGUCUCUAGCUGUAGACAGCAGCACAAUAAAAGGUCCAAGUUUACAGAGAGAUAAUUGGAUGAGUGAAGAUUUUUCUUUCAUCCCCACCACAUCCAGAGAACAGCUGCGAGAGCAGAUAAAAAAGGAGAAAGAAGAGCAGAUACCUGUUAGCUACCUGGACCAGCCUGGACAACACAGCCGGGAGUUGAACCCGUACUGGAAAGAUGGCGGUUCAGGACUACCAGAGGAGGCACCAGAGAAGACAAAGAAGAAGACAGAAUCUGCCGUAACUCCUGUGCUUGGUGCUGGUGGCGUAGCGUGGCUUAAGAAGGCGUACCAGAGAUGUGUGGAGCAGGCAGAGGAGGAGGGAAGACCACUGGAAGAACUGGCAGCAGAGAGAUAUGGGUCAUUGAAAAAGCUUCAACGUAUGAUAGCUGAAGCAGAGAAAGAAUUAGAAAAAAGUAAAAGAGAUGAAGAAAAGAAUGCAAGAGACAGAGAAACAGACAGGGAGAGAGAUACCUACAGAGACAGAGAUAGAGACAGAUAUAGGGAUAGAAACAGGGAUAGGGAUAGAGAAAGGGAAAGAGACAGAGAAAGGGAAAGGGAUAGAGACAGAGAUGGAUAUAGAGACAGAGAAAGGGAGAGAGAUAGGGAUAGGGACAGAUGUAAGGACAGGAGAAAAAGUAGAUCCAGAUCUCCUUACAGCAGAGAUUCAAGAGAAGCAGGUUCCAGUAGACUGAAAGGACGGUUUAUGAAACCUGGAGACUUGAACUCAAGAUCAAAUGAAAGUGAAAGAAGUUUAGAUCGCGACAGAAAAAGGUUUUUAAAACCUGGAGAAUCAUCAUCGGAGUCAAAUGACAGAGGAGGAUAUAGAAAAUCUGGUGAAUCAAAUUGGAGGAAGAGGGAAUUCCAGAAACCAGGAGAAGGACCAUCAGUUGUUAGUGAAAAAGAUGCAAGUAGUAAAGCACCAAGUUGGAAGAAGGAAAAAAAUCAAGAAUCUAAGAGGGAGAAAAAGAGAAGUCCUUCACCUUCAGAAUCAAGUUCCUCUAGUGCGUCUUCCAGUUCUGAGUCAGAGUCUGAGGAAGAGGUUCCAAGGGAGAAGUCCUGCUCCCCUCCUCCUCCUGCUCCUCGUGUAGAAAUCCUCACAGAACAGCAGAUGAAUGAGUUAGGAGCCAAGUUACUGAAGGCAGAACUCAUGGGGAACCAGGAGUUGGCUGACCAAAUCAAAGAAAAGAUGGAGGCAUCUCGUGCUGCUAAAGAGCUUCAAGCCAGGAGUGGUCCAGUGAAGUCUAGGGGAGAGGAACAGGGAGAGGAAGAUAAUGUAGUUGUUUUAACUAGAACAGACAGGUCUGGCAUGGUAAGACCUAUUGAUGAGAGACAACAUGAACCUGAAGGCAAAGGAAAGAGGAGGAAGAAACAGAAAAUGGCCACCCAUGAUAAAUCUGGGGAGAGAGAAAGAUAUUUUGCAGAUGAUGACAAGUAUGACCUCAAAACUCUGGUGAAGAGGGAAAAACUGGGCACUGCAGAGGAUGACAAGUUGAUGUUUGCACGUCUGGCAGGAAGGAUAUUUCGUAAAGGUUUGACCAAAAUGUUUGAGGAUCGUGAUGAAGAUGCCAUGUUUUUGGAGACGUCAAUGAACCUGAGGCGGCACCCACACGUGCACAUUGACUGCAUUCCUCUGCCGAAAGAGACAGGUGAUCUGGCGCCAAUCUACUUCAAGAAAGCCAUCCAAGAAGUAGGACCAGAAUGGGCUCAAAACAAAAAACUUGUGGACCUCAGUCAGAAGGAUAUAAGACAUGCGGUUCCAAAGGGGUUCCCAUAUUUCAGUGUUGAUUUUGGCCUGCAGGGUGGCUUCGCUCACGUUAUUGAAGAUGAACAAACAUUUCCAUCUUACUUUGGCCAGGAAAUCAUUGGGGGCAUGAUGGACUUAGAGCCCAGAAUGUGGCGCAAACCUUUCAAAGAAAACUUUGAGGAUCAGCGCAAGAAAGUUUUGGAGUUCGCAAACUGGUGGAAGCCAUAUGAUUGGACACAAAGAUUGAAGAAAAAUGACGAUGAUGAUGAUGAUGAUUGACAAAAUGAGAAAAGAUUUAUUGCAUUGCCAUUUGAUUUUACUUAAAUGUUAUUUGCAAUUCUAUAAAAUUUUCUAUUUUUGAUGACAUUACUUGUAGUAAAAUUACUCAACUGGUUUGUUGUAGAUCAAAGUCUCCACCUUUUUACACACCAAUAGGUGGAAUGGAUUAUUAAAGGAAUAGAGCAGUUUUGCUUCCUCCUGUAUUUUUUUGAAUAAUACAUAUUUGGUCUGUAACAUCUAAACAGCAGACACUUUCUGACUGCAUUAAGAAUGUUUACAUACCACCGGAUUCAUUGCAUUUCUAAUUGUAAAGUUGUCAUGAAAAGCAAGUUUUGUUAGUUACUUAAAAUGAUCAAAAAGAGAACUUUAAUUUUGUAUUAAAAAUAUGGUCAAAAGACAUCUGGUUUUAUAUACAAACAAAUACAUACAUUCCGUGACCAGAAUAUUGAUGAAAUGUAACAUCAAACAAAAAAAAAAA